CUUCUCUCAAGCAGUCUGGAGGCAGGAAACCAAGGGGUUGCACCCAGGGAACAUCCCCCCAUCUUUCUUCCUUCUGUCAGACAUAUCCAAACUUACUGGUGCUGACCCACACAGCUGGUGGGAUGCUGGCCUUUCUGAGGGGAACUGUGCAGCUGGUGACUGUCAGCAGGAUUAGGGGUAUUCUCCAGAGACGCAACUGCAGCAUCUACAGCAAGCCACCAAAAAACAAGAUUGGACCUGGGCAAAGUUUCUUUAUCAUGUCUGUGUUUGCUGUUUCCCUCCUGGCCCCUGCUGGGUGGAUCCUGCACCACAUCCCAGAGUAUCGCCAGAGACCAAAACCCCCACCUUCUUGAAGAAAGCACAUUUCCACCUUGGCCAACUUACCUGGUGUCAUAUAGCUGACUUCAGACAGACCUGGCUGUCUCUAAGGCAUUAUUCACCUUCAGUGGAAAAUUCACAUAAAUGAACGAAAACAUAGAUCUUAGAACAACAUCACAAGUAAUAGAAGUCCCACUGUUUAUGAGAUUUAAUGAGAAAUGUAAUUCUGUGGUUUUUAAUGCCUCAGGACUGUGGCCCUUAAUGCCACUGUAAGCAAUGUUUUCAGUGGCCCUUAGAACAAUAAAGUUUUUUCAAACCAA
Messenger RNA from Myxocyprinus asiaticus (Chinese sucker), 638 nucleotides. Its product is annotated as cytochrome c oxidase subunit 8B, mitochondrial-like. The transcript has 2 exons. The record is from RefSeq and is a predicted model, not a curated record. Gene Ontology annotation, cellular component: mitochondrion. Gene Ontology annotation, biological process: mitochondrial electron transport, cytochrome c to oxygen. Bases 123 to 353 code for a protein of 76 amino acids. NCBI's taxonomy places the organism in Eukaryota, Metazoa, Chordata, Actinopteri, Cypriniformes, Catostomidae.